UACAGUUCUCUGGUCCAUUAUAAUCCAAUCCCACAAACUCUGACUUAAAGCUGCAAUUCCUGAGUCCAGUUUGAUGAAGUCCAUCAGGAUGAAGGGAAUAAUCUUUGUUCUCUGGUUGCUGCCCUUUUCAGAGUGUCUUAAAAGAAUUCCACUGAAGAGAUACAAGUCCAUCAAGCAAAUGAUGAGGGAGAAAGGGAUCCUGACGAACUUUUGGGAACAUAACAAGCUUGAUAUGGUACAGCAGGGUCAAUCCCAGGAGUGUUCUAGACUACAAGCGUCAACUGAGCCCCUUCUCAACUACAUGAAUUCUCAGUAUGCAGGAAUGAUCUCUAUCGGCACACCCCCUCAGAACUUCACAGUCAUAUUUGAUACCGGCUCAUCCAAUCUGUGGGUACCUUCAGUUUACUGCUACAGUGCAGCCUGCAAGCAGCAUCACAAAUAUAUCCCAGAAGAUUCAUCAACUUAUGAGAGGGUCGGCCGUCCCUUCUCACUCCACUAUGGAACUGGCAGCCUCUCUGGAGUAAUGGCAACAGACACGGUGAACAUUGAAGGCUUCUCUGUUGUGGACCAGAUGUUUGGGGAAAGCGUGACGGAGCCAGGCACCACGUUUGAGUACUCCCCAUUCGAUGGUAUCUUGGGUCUGGCCUACCCGUCCAUCGCUGUAGCAGAUGCCACACCUGUGUUCGACAACAUGAUGGCCCAGAACCUGGUGGAGCAGCCGCUGUUCUCUGUGUUCCUGUCCAGGGAUGACGGGAAGGGAAGUGAAAUAAUUUUCGGUGGAUUUGAUCCUGCACAUUUCGUUGGGGAACUCAACUGGAUUCCUGUGACUAAGCAAGGGUACUGGCAAAUCCAGCUGGAUGGUGUGCAAGUUGGAGGCAACGUUGUAGCCUGUGAAGGUGGGUGCAAAGCCAUUGUGGACACUGGGACCUCCCUCCUCAGCGGCCCAACCACGAGCAUCAGUGUGAUACAGAGCAGCAUCGGGGCCAUGUCUAGUGGCGAAGGAGAGAUGGCCAUUGAUUGUGGCAGUUUGUCCAGCAUGCCUGAUGUGACCUUCAUAAUAGGAGGAGUUGAGUAUGUCCUUCCUCCUGAGGCCUACGUUCUUCAGUAUGAGAAUCCUUGGGGAGAGCUGCAAUGCAACAGUGGAUUCCAAAGUAUGGACAUUCCUCCCCCUGCCGGACCAUUGUGGAUCCUUGGAGAUGUCUUCAUUGGAUAUUAUUAUGCUGUAUUCGACAGAGGAAAUAACCAAGUGGGAUUGGCUAAAUCAGCAUGAUGAUGAGUCGGAAUCAGGCUUAUUAUCACUGUUGUGAAUGUCUUGUUUUGCAUCACUUCCUCAGCUAGAGGAAUACAGUUAUACAGUUGACUGGUUGAUGGAAACCUGAUCUGUUAUGGCUUUCUAUUUUUCAAAAUGGCUUUAGAAAUUUUCUAUCCUCAGACGUUUAAUGGAAACUUCUAUUGUUUUCUCGUUAUGUGCUGUGUCGUAUGACGUGGGCGAUCUUGGUCUUUCUAUGAUCAUGAUUUUUCUUGGCAAGGAGCUUCUAGCAAAGGCUAUUUUUAGUUAAGCAAUGGAUAAGAGGUGUUUAUGGGAAUAUGGGCCAAAAGAAACAGGUAGGACUAGUUUGGUGGGACCAUGGUCAGCAUGAAGAAGUUGGGCCGAAGGGCCUGUUACCGUGUUGUAUCAAUCUGUAAAUCUUCUGCAAUCCUGUAAUGCAGUGUUUAAACCUAAUGCCAUAAACCUUUGGAUUUAAGAUGGUGACAAAGCUGGAGUUUUGUUGAAAUAAUGUCAGGCAACAAUUAUGCCUGUCAAUAUCGGAGAAAUCUUGGUAAUGGGGGCUUUUAAACAGUCCCUCUAACCAACUGUAUAAAAUCCUUUUAGAAGAGACAUGGAAAAGUUUAGAGGGAUAUAGGCCAACUGCAAGCAAAUGGACAACAUGGUUAGACUAAGUGCAUUGGGCCGAAGGGUCUGUUUCUGUGCUGGGUAGCUCUACGACUUUAGGACUGCUCUGCAAGGUUGUGGUUCAGUCACUUAUGAGUCAGAAUGGUUAUGGGUUCAAGUCUCACCCAGAGACUUAAGUGCAGAAUUUCGAACGAUGAUCUGGUACAGCAUGAAGGGAGUCCUGGGCUGUUGGAGGAAUUCCUCCCAGAUGUGACAUUGAACAGGGACCCUGUCCGCUCGCUCUCUCUCUAAUCUGUGUGGAAGUCUGCCUCACUGAAUGAAUCAUUCACAAUGAUAUCCCCAGGCUCUUUUGUAACUUCCUGAGUAACAUUCGAAAUAAACAUUAUAUAUUAAA
Messenger RNA from Hypanus sabinus (Atlantic stingray), 2288 nucleotides. Its product is annotated as cathepsin E-A-like. Bases 74 to 1270 code for a protein of 398 amino acids. The record is from RefSeq and is a predicted model, not a curated record. The transcript has 9 exons. Gene Ontology annotation, biological process: proteolysis. NCBI's taxonomy places the organism in Eukaryota, Metazoa, Chordata, Chondrichthyes, Myliobatiformes, Dasyatidae. Gene Ontology annotation, cellular component: endosome. Gene Ontology annotation, molecular function: aspartic-type endopeptidase activity.